AUAUUUGAGCGAAUUCUAAGUCGGAAGAAAUCCAAAUUUGUCACGAAUCUGAUGGUAUAUGUAUUCCCUGUUAAUCCAAAUUUCUCACGAAUCAGAUGGUAUCCGUAUUCCCUGUUGUUCCCUCUCCGAAUUCGACCCCGCCGCUAAACCCCGCACCGGUUGCCGAGGCGUCUCCCGCUCCAGCUCCGACUCUCACGCGACUAGGGUUCUGUGCGUCCACUUCCCCGUCGGCGCAAUGGAGGUCGGGGGUCAAGAAGUGAAGCCAGGAGCCACGGUUUCUUGCAAAGUUGGUGAUGGCUUGGUUAUCCACCUUUCACAGGCUGCACUGGGGGAAUCAAAGAAAGCGAGUGAGAAUGCCAUUUUGUCUGUUAAUAUUGAUGAUAAGAAACUAGUGCUUGGAACCUUAUCAGUUGAGAAGCAUCCUCAGAUCUCUUGUGAUCUUGUAUUUGAUAAGGAUUUUGAGCUACCACACAAUUCAAAAACACGUAGCGUUUUCUUCCGUGGCUACAAGUCCCCUGUUCCUCUGUUUGAGUCUAAUUCUGGUGAAGAUAGUUCCGAUGAAGAGCUAAAAACCGAUCAAAUUCCAUUGCAGAAUAAUGAAAUUAAAAUUUCUGCGGCAAAGGUUCCUGCGAAGGAUGAUGAUGAUGAUGUUUUCAUUAUUCUAGCGAUGAUGAUGAUGAUUUAUAGCAGUGAUGAUGAUGAUGAUGAUUUCACUACUAGUGAUAGUGAUAAUGAAAUGUCUGAGGAAGAUGACUCCAGUGAUGAAGAUGAAAUGUCUGAGGAAGAUGACUCCAGUGAUGAAGAUGAAAUGUCAGGUGGUGCUGAUCCUAGUGAUGAUUCCAGUGAUGAAUCUGGUUCAGAACAUACUUCUGCCCCAAAGAAGACUGAUGUAGUAGUUGGCAAGAAGAGAGCAAUCAAAGCUGAGGCACCUUAUGGUAAGAAGGCUAAGUCUGAACAAUCUUCUCAGAAAACAGGUGAGCUACUACUUUUAUGUUCUUAUAAAGCCCAACUAAAAACAGGUGAGCUACUACUUUUAUGUAGACUAUCUUCAGUAGACGACCAUAUCUCACUCUCUAUUUCAAACUUCACUCUGCAAACAGUGCAAUCUACAGUAUAAAACAAUAUUUUACACGGCCUGCUGGAGAUGGCCUUAAAGCCCAACUAAUGGAUGUGUAACGUUAACAUGUGAAUUGAACUCUUUUUUGUCCUUACAAAGACCACUCUUUUUAUGUUCUUAUAAAGCCCAAACUCUAAGGGAUGUGUAAGGUUAACAUGUGAAUGUUUAACUAUAUUUUCGUUUACCUAAGGUGACAAGGCUUCAACUUCUCAUCCUGCAAAGCAGUCCAUCAAGACUCCUGCAGACAAAUCUAGGAAGACCCCCACAGCUGACAAGAAAUCCCCCAAAUCUGGGAGCCAUGGCUGCAAGUAA
Zea mays is the source of this 1429-nucleotide messenger RNA. RefSeq lists its product as uncharacterized. Lineage: Eukaryota; Viridiplantae; Streptophyta; Magnoliopsida; Poales; Poaceae. The record is from RefSeq and is a predicted model, not a curated record. The transcript is spliced from 6 exons. Bases 59 to 1117 code for a protein of 352 amino acids.